AUGGUGGGCAUGGUGGUUGCUGAUACCAGGCUGUUUGGCGUCGUGGACGCGAUACGUCGAAGAUGUGUGGAAAACUGCCUGGCGUCAAACUACACGAAACCCGGUUAUUGCCCCGAGAGAAUGUCCAUGACGCCCUUUGAAGCCGCUUGCUUGGUCGCCUGCGUUGAUGACUCUCGCUGCCCGGAUUUGGCCAAGUGUUGCUCCCAUGAUUGCGGUGUCACGUGCAUGCAUCCUGUUGGUCUAGACGAUCGAAACGAUCUACCAGCCGUGCCGGAGAAUCUGCAGAUACGACAGCAAGCGAGCAACCUGGUGCUUCUGACGUGGCGCAACGGCAGAUCGAGUGCCAGUAACGCGUCUGCCAACAAUGACGGCGGGGAUGUUCGAUAUCUCGUGGAGGAGCGUCAUUUGGUCGGUCCUAGGUAUCUGGAAUCAAGGCUAGGUUCCUGGACCGUGUGCCACGUGUCAACGAAGCCGCAUGCGACCCUCCGAGGCCGACUGAAGACGGGUCACUGGUAUCAGUUUCGUGUGGCAGCCGUCAAUGCAAACGGAUCGCGCGGGUAUUCGCAACCCUCUAGGCCCUUCAAAACUAAAGAGCCACGAAAUCCGAAGGAGCCACAGAACUUGACGUUGUCUAAUGCGCGCCUCGUCGGCGGAAAGCUGCGAAUUAAUUUGCGGUGGGUGAAACCAGCGUCGGAUGUGCCGAUCUCGUUCUACAAAGUAUUCUGGAGUAGACUCAUCUACGGACCUGCAAACGACUCUAUCCUCGUGUAUCACAAAACGGUUCUUAAGGACAAGACGUGUUACGAGCUGAAGAACCUGGAACUCAAGUGCCAGUACUUUCUGCAGGUGCAGGCGGUAGCGGUUUACGGUGGUCGGCGUCUGACGUCGCGCAAGGCAUCCAAGGUCUUCAACAGUACCGAUUACAUGGCGUACGCCGACGUCGGGAGACGUUCUCGCAGAUGCGAGCGUACCCAGGCCGGUCUUCACGUGCGUCGCAUGAACUGUCAUUGCGGGGAUGUCAAGGCACGUCUGGUUUGGCCGGCAAGCAGUGACUCCAGCAUGUACAAUGUCACCUGGCGAGAGGAAACCUGCAUGCGCGAAAAAGGUCCAGGACGUCGGCGGAAAUCCGCCGCCUGGAAGGUGGUGCAGACGUCGCACUACGACCUGCGGCAGCUACGAAACGACUGCACGUACAGCGCAAAUGUGCGAAACAUGCGAAAGAGCGACAAUGACGACCACGGCAUCAGCAUAGAGUUCUUCGCGACCGGAUGUCGAGACGAUCAGAAAUGGCGGAAGCACCCGCGACGAAAGACCAUGCGAUGUAAGACGACAUCGUCGAGGUCCAAGAGACACUUUUCCGAUCUGGUUGUAAUAUAACUUUAUCCGCACAAUGAAGAAUGUCAAGCAGAAGAGUAAAGUAUAAUAUCUAUAUAAUUCAUUAAAAAGUGGCAUCACGUUCGAUAUCGCAGAAUAUUCCUAAUGCCAUGGACAUCAUUCCAUUGGAAGAUUGCCGAUCGACACAAUCAUAUUUCUUACUUUUCAUCCCGAUGCUAAAUAAGAUGUUAAUUUUUUUUCUUUACAAAGAACGAAUUUUAAUAAGGAAGUAAAAGUAUAAUAGAUUGAUAAUGUUACUUGUACGCUUUGAUAAUACACAAAUCUGAAUUUACGUAGAUUAAGUCUGUACGAAUAAGUUAUUUUUUUAUGAAGUCAAGUUUAUUGACACAUGUCUUACUUGUUCGACUUCUGCAGAGCAAACUGACGAUAUUUAUUCUUUACUUAAGAAUAUGGUGUAACUGAUUUUAUGUAGUGAAUUAUAUUUUUAUGAGCUAUAAAGUGAUUUUUAUAAAAAUCUGUUUAUGUUACUUGGCA
Molecule: messenger RNA, 1869 nt
Organism: Ooceraea biroi (clonal raider ant)
Lineage: Eukaryota; Metazoa; Arthropoda; Insecta; Hymenoptera; Formicidae
Gene: Kal1
Product: anosmin-1 Kallmann syndrome 1
Biological process (GO): neuron differentiation
Cellular component (GO): extracellular region; cell surface
Molecular function (GO): protein binding; peptidase inhibitor activity
Source: RefSeq, a predicted model, not a curated record